AUGGCUUCGACGGAUCGCGACGCACUAGUUGCCCUCUAUCGUUCGACCGGCGGGGCUGGAUGGUUUAAGAGCGACGACUGGGACACAGGUGCUGGGCUGGCAACAUGGUUCGGAGUCGAAGUCAACGACCAGGGCCGCGUGGUGCGGCUUUUCCUCAACAAGAACAACCUCCAAGGGCCUAUACCUGAGGAGCUGGGAGUUCUCACCGAGCUGAAAGAGGCCUGGCUGAACAAGAACCAGCUUACCGGGCACAUCCCCCCGCAGAUAGGAAAUCUAAGCGCCUUGGAGCACCUCCAUCUCGGCGAUAACAAGUUAGAUGGUCCCAUCUCGCCAGAGCUCGGAAGCCUCACUGAACUUGAGGUACUCGUGCUUGAGAGAAAUAAGCUCAGCGGCGGCAUCCCGCCGGAGCUGGGGAGCCUCGCUGCGCUGCAAUACCUAUACUUGGGGCGUAACCAGCUAAGCGGUACUAUCCCGGCGAAGCUCGGAAGCCUAACAGCGUUGGACACCCUCGCACUCGGCGGAAACAAGCUCUGCGGUUCCAUCCCCACGGAGCUGGGGAACCUUAGAGCCCUGCAUUACCUCGACCUAGGAGGAAACCGGUUAAACGCUCUCUGGGACCACACCCAAGACACUCAAGAUGCUGGUCACAAUGACAGAGGCUACAGCAUGUUAGGUUCGCCAUUGCCAUCUCGCUUGCGUCGGUUGCUUGGCGUCCUCCGUGGUGCUGGAGAGGAGGGGUUCACGCUUUUUCUCAAUGGUAACCCAUGGGUUGAGCCGCCAGAGUCGAUCGUGGCCGAAGGCCCGCGGAGUAUCAGAAGCUAUUUCGAAGACCUGUAUACCGAGCCCUGUCGGAUCAAGCGCAGCAGCGUCAAGGUUGUUCUUGUUGGGCAAGAGGGCGCAGGGAAAACGAGCUUGCGCCGUAGCAUGAAGGCCAAUGAAGCAACCCCCACGGGCGAGUGGAAGGAGGAGAGCACGGUGUUUGCAGACGUGGAGCCCAUGGAGCUAGAAGGCUCAUCUGUACGGGUUUACGACUGCGCUGGACAGGUUGCUUACACGGGGCUGCUGCAGAUGUUCCUGACGCCGCGGUCAGUUUGCGUGCUCGUAUGCGACGCGGGGGCACUCGGGCAGCAGCUACAUAGCGAAAACAAUGAUCAGGUUGAGGAAGACUGCCGUAAGCUUGAAGAAUUACGCGUUUGCGAGUGGCUGCGGUCGAUAUCUCGCCGCGUUCCCGACAACGACGUUGUCCUCGUCGCCACCAAGUGCGACCUGGCGGGCGGAAACGCUAGGGAAAUCGGAGUACGCAUGGAGCAUGCCUGUCGGGCGUGGCUUUCGAGCUGGGUCCGCCAUGGUAUGCAACCCGUUCAGUUGGAGACCGGUGUUUCCCUCACGAGCUGCUUCGUGGCAGGAGGAGUUGGUGAGCAUGGUGAGAGUAGCACUGGGGACCACGCCUCGAAGGCGGGUUGGUCUGACGGAGGUGGCCUCCGAGGAGCUCAGAUGGUGCUGCCUCAAAGCUGGGACAUGGCCCUCACUGUUCUAGAAGCUCUCGAGCAUGGAAGAGAUCCCGUGCAAGCCGUAUUGCGCAAGUCGCCCGGCCCUGACAGAGGAAACGCGGCGGAAACGGCAGGAGGCAAGACAUCCGUGUUCCAGGGAAUCACGGUUGAGGAUCUCAGCACGAAAUGGGACGAAACAGUUGGCGAGCUUAAGCAGAAAGGGAUCACCGUCACGAACGCCAAGAAUGCUUUGAAGGGAGCUCUAUCGAUCAGGGAGUUCGACGGGUCUCUCGUUCGCCACGAGAAGUUUGUCUUUCUGGACGUCGUCUGGCUGGCGAGAAUCCUCAAGCCCCUGCUCAACCAUAAGGACCAAGAGACCUUCGACGGCCGUGUGAAUCUUGGGGACACGGGCGACACACGUAUCACACUCGACGAUGCAUCAGACAUCGCUUCGUGGGACAGGCUCAAGAACGAGGGCGUGCUUGAACCCAGGUUGGCGUAUGCCAUGUGGCCGAAUGGUCUGUGCGAGUAUGUGCUCCCCACCCUUGCAUCCUUGGGUCUAACGUUCCCGCUCGAAAAUGACCCUGAUGGGGGCCUGGUAGUUCUGCUGAGGUUAGAGCCAGACCGCCCCGAGAUUGUCGGUAACACGAUCGAUACCUUCUGCUCGGGGCAUACCCCAGCAUUCAGCGUCAGCUGGAAGAUUUUCCUAGGUGUACCACCUGGUGCGAUCGAAAAGGUGUUGACACGCUGCUGCGGUCUUGGUGGCGUGCGAACAUUCUGGCGAUAUGGGGUGCUUGUGCAUGGCGGCCUGGGUGUCCAAGAUGAGCACAGGACAUUUGCUUUGGUCACCCCAGUGCCCUGGGUGGCCCUGUCGUUCGUCAUGUCUUCCGUGAGCUUGAUGUUGUUGGAUUUUCCAGGGCUAAGCUGGAAAGGCUCUCUGAAGUGCCCUCAGCAUGGUGACGCGAUGCUCUUUGUGAACAAGGCGACUCGCAGUGGAGACAAGUUUUUGGAAGGCAGUAGAUGCCCACGAUGCAGUCCGGACACCGGAGGGCUCGGGGCAGCUGCCAUUGAUCUCGUGCGCAUGGUUGACAUUCGACUGGACCGAGACUUGACAUUCAGCGAGGUGAAGGCCAGGUUUGUCAUCCUGGAAGGUCAAUACUCCUUCACUUGCCCGCCGGGCAGCUCCACGGAUGAGGACGAGUUGAUUCGAAAGAUCGACGGGGUGGCCAUAGCUGUGACAGGGGGGUUGAACGAGGUGAAGGCUGAGAUGAAGGAGGGUUUUGAUGGCACCAAGACCGAGUUGCGUGACGUGAAGGACGGUUUGGGCAUGAUAACGGCAAGACUGGACAAGGUGCUCGAGAGCACCCAGGAAAGCCUUGCGCGCCUCAAGAACUUGCAGGCCCCGAACUACCAUUACCCUCGCCUUGUCGUCGUCAAGGAGGUUGGUUAUGAUGGCACUUCGCCGAAGGCUCAUGGCAAGAAGAGCAUGCUGAGCAAGCUUCGUGGCUUGGGAAAGAAGGACAUGAGACUGCACUUCUUGUGCCCGGUCGACAUGACUAAGGUGCCGUGCGGCCCUGGUGGUGAUGGCUAUCGAUUUCAAGAGACGCGUAGCUGGGUGAAGAAAAUAUCGCCUGUUCUUCAGGUGGCCGUGGUGACCGCAAAGGUGGCGCUGAACGCAACGAUAGGACUGAACGUGGAUAUCUCAGAUUUCCUGAAAGACGGCGCGCUACUUCGUGUUAUGUCUGGUGAGGAGAGUGUCAGCACCGGCAUGCAAAGGGAUACGAGCGCCUCGUAUGAAGCGCUGAAGAAGUUCAUGGACAAGGAGGGACUCGAAAGGCGUAAGGUCGCCAAGGAUAGUGAUGGCUACAUUGACUUCAGGGACGAAAUGAAGCGUGUUACGGACGGGAGGGGGGGGGUGGUGUGGGUUCGAAACGAAAACGUUCCAACGUGGUUGGACUCGCUUUCGAUUACCGCGCCGACGAGCUAG
Messenger RNA from Ectocarpus siliculosus, 3477 nucleotides. Lineage: Eukaryota; Phaeophyceae; Ectocarpales; Ectocarpaceae. The record is from the annotation of a GenBank genome assembly.